Medicago truncatula (barrel medic) is the source of this 2983-nucleotide messenger RNA. RefSeq names its product glycine-rich domain-containing protein 1. The transcript has 9 exons. The coding region runs from base 133 to 2826 and encodes 897 amino acids. The record is from RefSeq and is a predicted model, not a curated record. Lineage: Eukaryota; Viridiplantae; Streptophyta; Magnoliopsida; Fabales; Fabaceae.
AUGUUACCACUAUAUAAGAACGUAACAAUAAGCGUUACAAAUGCAAUGUCACGUCACUGAAACAAAACAUAAUUCAAUUCAAGAAUUUAGAACUUUCCUUUAUUUUUCUCGUUAAGGUUAAAGUGAGUGAAGAUGGAAGCAGAACAAGAACAUGCAUGGAAUGAAGCACAAAAGAUUGGUAUGAGCGUUGACCUUGUUGAUGUGGCGAAAAAACAGCUUCAGUUUCUUGCAGCUGUUGAUAGAAAUCGUCAUCUUUAUGAUGGUCCUGCUCUUGAUAGAGCUAUCUAUAGGUACAAUGCUUGUUGGCUUCCCUUGCUUGCCAAACAUUCAGAAUCUCGUAUUUUUGAAGGUCCUUUGGUAGUUCCUCUCGACUGUGAAUGGAUUUGGCACUGUCACAGGCUCAACCCGGUAAGGUACAAACUUGACUGUGAGGAGCUUUAUGGACUUGUACUUGACAACUUUGAUGUUGUCUCUACCGUUGAAGGAAUUUGUGGCAGGCAAACUGAAGAAAUCUGGAACAAAUUGUAUCCCGAUGAGCCAUACAAUUCUGAUUUGAUUAACCUUGAUCCUGAGGAUAUCUCUAAAAGGACCACUAGUCUUGCAAAAUACACUAAAUAUGAUCUGAUUUCAGCUGUUAAGAGGCAGAGCCCAUUCUUUUACCAGGUAUCAAGACCCUAUAUAAAAGAUGAUCUAUUUAUCAAGGAAGCUGAGGCCAGAUAUAAAGGCUUUCUGUAUCUUAUUAAGAAAAACAAGGAGAAGGGUAUAAACCGCUUUUGUGUUCCAACAUAUGAUAUCGAUCUAAUGUGGCACUCUCACCAGUUACAUCCAGUUGCUUAUAGUAAAGACCUCAAUGAGGCACUUGGAAAAAUAUUGGAACACGAUGAUACUGACUCAGACAGAACCAAAGGAAAGAAACUGGAUGUUGGGUUUUCUGGAACCACCAAACAGUGGGAAGACACAUUUGGUACCAGAUAUUGGAAGGCUGGAGCAAUGUAUAAGGGUAAUGCACCAUCUCCUAUCACAAGUAGCCCUUUUUCAUCCAGCAAGAAUUGUAAGAAGGUUGUAUCUUCCAAAGAGCAGCUACAUGAUAAUUUGCUACAAGACCGGAAAGUUGUGGAGGUUUUCUUGGAGUUUGUUGAUGUUAAAAACUUACCAGAUGGACAGGAAGGAAGUCUCUUUGUUUUAUUUUCCAAAUCACAGCCUGAUGCAUUCUUUGAAGCAAAAAGGAGACUUAGUAUUUUGUCAAAGACUAAAGAGAAACAGGUUGCAUCUUUCCAAUGUGAACCUACUGGAGAGCUGCUUUUUGAACUCAUGUCCCAUUCUUCUUCAAAGUUAUCAUUAAGAAAAUCACCAAAGGCACUGGGUUCUGCUGCAAUCCCUAUGCAAGACUAUCUUGAUCCAGUUUCAAAGCUCUACAUUGAGAAAUGGUUAGAGUUGGUGCCAAGCUCCGGUGUUAUGAGCACAAAGCCAAUCCUGUUACGAGUAGCCAUCUCAUUUACUGCUCCAAUUCCCGCCCCAUAUACGUUUCAAUUGGCUCAAUCUCGUCCAGUGUCAAAAAAUACAUGUUUCUUUAACCUUCCAGUUAAGCCUCAACAAGCCAAGAGCUGGACUCACGCCACAGAUGAAAAUGGCACCAGAAUCAUCAGCCUGCAAAUGAGGGACUUGAAAAACGCAAAGAACGUAGAAAACCUUGGAAAGGAGGUUGCUGGCCUCAUGGAAUCUGGUGAAACUCGCACUCUUGCUGAGUAUAUGGAAAAUGGGUGGAGUUUUAUGGACAACCUUUGGUUAUUGCACCGUCCAAGCAAAAGCAAGAAUGAUGGCCAUAUCUUUGAGCUUACAGGCACCAAAACAAUCAAAAUAUUUUCCGGAAGAAAGGGAGAAUAUGAACUGAGAUAUCAUUUGAAACAAGGAAAUGAAAUGGACUUCUUAACAGCAGUUGAAUUCUCCAUAGAAGAUCCUUAUGGAAAAGCAGUAGCAUUGCUGGACUUGAAAUCUAAUCUUGUUUCGGCAAAGGAAAAGUGGAUGGUGUUGCCUGGAAUCAUAUUGGCUUUUCUUGCUUCUGAUAUAAUGAAAAAGGAAGGAUAUGAAGGCAUCAUUGCCAAAAGUAAAGAUUUGGAAGUUGUCGACACAUAUGAGGAAAUUGAAAGGAAUGACUUGAACGGAGCGGAGUUAAGUAGAGAUGUUGGGAUUACAAAAAAGGUUGUACUAUCAAGUGGAGGGUGUGGUAGUGGUUGUGGCAGUGGCUGUGGGAAUGCAGUGAGAAGUGGUGGCUGUGGGGGAUGUGGUGCGGGUGGUUGUGGCGGAGGGUGUGGGAAUAUGAUUAAGAGUGGUGGCUGUGGUAGUGGUUGUGGCAGCGGCUGUGGAGGAGGGUGUGGAAAUAUGAUCAAGAGUGGUGGCUGUGGAGGCGGCUGUGGUGGAGGGUGUGGAGGAGGUUGUGGAAAUAUAAUCAAGAGUGGUGGCUGUGGAGGUGGUUGUGAUGGAGGGUGUGGAGGAGGGUGUGGAAAUAUAAUCAAGAGUGGUGGCUGUGGAGGUGGCUGUGGUGGAGGAUGUGGAGGAGGCUGUGGAAAUAUAGUGGAGAGUGGUGGCUGUGGUGGCGGUUGCGGUGGUGGUUGUGGUGGAGGUUGUGGAGGAGGGUGUGGAAGUAUGGUGGGGAGUGGAGGGUGUGAAAAUUAUGACAACAUGAAGAAGAGUAGCGGGUGUGGUGGAGGCUGUGGUGGAGGAUGUGGUGGUUGCGGUGGUGAUAUUUUGGACGGUAAGUGCGGCUUCAGUGAGCAUUUGAACGAGGAAGCACACAACAUGAAUGAAGAAGCAGUUGCUGCUGCAUGAAGCAUGUUUAAUAUGUGUAUAAGUACUGUACAAACCUAUGUGUAAGAGAUCUCUCACAUUGCUUUUUUUCAUAAACAGAAAUAAAGUGUAAAGAAUAAACAUGAGAGAGUUGAUUGUGUGAUUUAUAUAAUGAGAUUAUAUGAAUUGCAUUUAAUUA